AAGAUGGGUAGUGAAGUUGUCACUAUAUUACCUCAUUUCCUCUCUUCAUUUACCCAACCUACUUUCUUUCCAUCAUCAUUUCUCUCAUAAAAAUAAACACUAUAUCAUAUCAUCCCUUUUUCCAUUCAUUUGAUUCCUAAAAAUAACAUUAUAAGUUGUAACAUAAUGUUGUCAUUAGCUCCUUCCAUUGAUUCCAAACAAACUACUACCGCAGAAGUCUCUGCAGAUUCUGUAGUAACUAACCAACAAAAACAAAAACCCUCUGAUGAUUAUUAUGAUUCUACUAAUCAUACAUUUAAAUCUAAAUUACCAGAUAUACCAAUAUCUAACCACCUCCCACUUCACACCUACUGCUUCGAAAAACUUCCCGAAAUCUCCGAUCGUCCUUGUCUCAUCGUCGCCUCCACCGGAAAAACAUACACAUAUGCAGAAACUUAUCUCCAAUGUCGAAAAAUCGCAGCCGGCUUAUCCAAAUUAGGAAUCCAAAAAGGCGAUGUAAUCAUGAUUCUCCUCCAAAAUUCAGCUGAAUUUGUUCUCUCCUUCCUCGCCGCCUCCAUGAUCGGUGCAGUCACCACCACCGCUAAUCCUUUCUACACCAGCGCCGAGAUCUUCAGACAAAUAACUGCUUCCAAAACAAAGCUGAUUAUCACACAAGCAAUGUACGUUGGUAAAUUGAAGCAGAACGAGGAGAAAGAUGACUUAAUUGAUUUCAAGAUAAUCACAGUCGAUGAACCACCGGUGAAUUGUUUACAUUUCUCGGUGAUUUCUGAAGUAAAUGAAGAUCAAUUGCCGGAAGUUGAAUUUGAUCCGGAAGACGCGGUGGCGCUUCCGUUUUCUUCCGGCACCACCGGAGUACCUAAAGGAGUAAUUCUAACACACAAAAGCUUAACAACAAGCGUUGCUCAACAAGUUGAUGGAGAGAAUCCAAAUAUAUAUUUAACAACUGAAGAUGUUCUUCUUUGCGUUCUUCCAUUGUUUCAUAUAUAUGCGCUCAGCACUGUGCUAUUGUGCGCACUGAGAGCAGGGAGUGCUGUUCUGUUAAUUCAUAAAUUUGAGAUCAGAACGUUGCUCGGUCUUAUACAGAAACAUAAAGUGACGGUGGCGAUGGUUGUUCCGCCGUUAGUUUUGGCGUUAGUGAAGAAUCCUAUGGUGGCGGAGUUUGAUCUUAGUUCGAUACGGUUGGUGCGUUCAGGAGCUGCACCAUUAGGGAAGGAGCUUGAAGAAAUGCUUCAUAACCGAAUUCCUCAAGCCGUUUUUGGACAGGGAUACGGUAUGACAGAGGCAGGCUCAGUACUGUCCAUGUCUUUGGGUUUUGCAAAGCAUCCAUUGCCAGUAAGCUCAGGUUCGUGUGGAACUGUUGUAAGAAAUGCAGAGCUCAAAGUUAUUAACCCUGAAAAUGGUCGUUCUCUUGGUUAUAAUCAACCUGGUGAAAUUUGUAUCAGAGGCCAACAAAUUAUGAAAGGAUAUUUGAAUGAUGAGAAUGCAACAAAAACUACUAUUGAUGAGGAGGGUUGGCUUCAUACUGGUGAUGUUGGCUAUAUAGAUGACAAUGAUGAGAUUUUCAUUGUUGACAGGGUGAAGGAACUCAUCAAAUUCAAAGGCUUCCAAGUGCCCCCUGCUGAACUUGAAGGCCUUCUUGUAAGCCAUCCAUCUAUUGCAGAUGCAGCUGUCGUCCCGCAAAAAGAUGUUGUUGCUGGUGAAGUUCCUGUUGCCUUUGUGGUAAGAUCAAAUGGACUUGAUCUAACUGAAGAAGCUGUAAAGGAGUUCAUAGCGAAACAGGUUGUGUUUUAUAAGAGACUGCACAAAGUUUAUUUCAUUCAUGCAAUUCCCAAGUCUCCAUCAGCAAAGAUACUGAGGAAAGACCUCAGAGCAAAGUUAUAAAGUACCACCUAAAUGCCUUGAGAUGCUAGAAGCUUUUUCACUUCUGUUUUUUUGGUCAAAAUCUUCCUCAUUUGUAUCCUAAUCUUAGCUAUUAGGUCUCAUGCUUAAUUUAUGUAUCGAUAAUCCAAGAACAUGUUAAAGUUGGAUUUAACAUGUCUCUUACCAUCCCCCCUUAGCCCUAAUUGUUAGUUCUAUUAAGUUCUGUUCUUGUUAUUGCAUCUUGAACAUUUUCUGAUAUGCUUCUAAAGUGAGGUAGAUUUUUGUGUA
Molecule: messenger RNA, 2148 nt
Organism: Trifolium pratense (red clover)
Lineage: Eukaryota; Viridiplantae; Streptophyta; Magnoliopsida; Fabales; Fabaceae
Product: 4-coumarate--CoA ligase 2-like
Exons: 6
Coding region: 166-1881 (571 amino acids)
Molecular function (GO): 4-coumarate-CoA ligase activity
Source: RefSeq, a predicted model, not a curated record